Molecule: messenger RNA, 2061 nt
Organism: Clupea harengus (Atlantic herring)
Lineage: Eukaryota; Metazoa; Chordata; Actinopteri; Clupeiformes; Clupeidae
Gene: hhex
Product: hematopoietically expressed homeobox
Biological process (GO): cell differentiation; regulation of transcription by RNA polymerase II
Molecular function (GO): RNA polymerase II cis-regulatory region sequence-specific DNA binding; DNA-binding transcription factor activity, RNA polymerase II-specific
Source: RefSeq, a predicted model, not a curated record
CUCAAAUCUAAGAUAUCAAGUGUAGUCGUCCAACCGAGGUGGGCAAACUAAUUGAUGGAGUUAGAAUAUCUCCUCGAGGUCGAUUAACUGUUUAAAGACGGACCCGGCCUGUCAUCUGAACUGAAAUCUGCUAAGGAAUCAUGCAAUACCAGUACCCAGUAACUUCGGCUAUGAAUGUUCCUUUAUAUGCUCCGACCCCAAUUCAGCCCGUCCACCCAACUCCCUUCUACAUCGAAGACAUACUCGGAAGACAUGGGAAUCCUGGGUCGCCCGUUCUCUCGGCACCGACGCUACCAUCCCCAAAUUCGUCAUUUACGAGUUUGAUAUCACCUUACAGGAGUUCAAUCUGCGAGCCGACGCCAAUCCAUCCCGCCCUGUCGCACCACGCAGCUCUGGCGGGUCCGUAUGCCACAGGGGCAUUCUCACCCUCAGUCUACCCUUUCAACCGGUCAUUGGGGGAAUAUGCGCAUGCACUCAUCAGACACGAUGCUCUCGGCAAACCACUCUUAUGGACUCCAUUCAUUCAGCGUCCCCUGCACAAAAGGAAAGGCGGGCAGGUCCGAUUUUCCAAUGACCAGACAAUUGAACUAGAAAAAAAGUUCGAAACACAGAAAUAUCUGUCUCCCCCAGAGAGGAAACGACUGGCCAAAAUGCUGCAACUGAGUGAGCGCCAGGUGAAAACUUGGUUCCAGAAUCGCAGGGCGAAAUGGCGACGGCUAAAACAGGAAAACCCGCAGUGCAGUAAACGAGACAUCGAGGACGAAAAUCCGGACAGACAUUUUGACGUGGGAGUCAAUUCAGAUGAACACAGCCUGACACAGGUUCCUCACAGCCACGCUCAGUGCUCCUCCACUGCACUCUCGCAGGAAGACAAUGAGUCAGACAUCUCGGAGAAUUCGGACCAAGAGCUGGACAUUGAGGACGGAUUUUCCUCAACCUCGCAAAAAUAAAACAGAUGAUGACAAUUUCUCUGAAGAACAUUAAUUGUAAAUAUUGAAUAUGUAUCAUAAAUCAUGUAUAUUGUUGAGACAUGAAUUAUAUAGGUAUGUUUGCUAGGGUGAAGCCUAUAAGCCAAGUUGUUAAAAAUAAUGGUGUUCUCAAAGGUCAUCUUUAUUGUUCACAGAAGAGCAUUUUUGAUAGUUUAAGGUAUUGACUUAAACAAGGAGUUUGCUGAAAAUGAAAAGGGUAUGACCAGGUGUACAUAUUCUUUGAAAUGGGCCUCAUGAAUUUUUGUUUUAAUCAAAUCUAAUUUGUGAUUAAAACAACUCAUACUUUCUCUAAAUAUGCCCAUCCCCAUUGCAUUAAUUAGCAUUGCAGGCCGACCUGUUGGACAGGCUUCACUAAAUGGCAACAUAAUAGGCGAACUGAGAGCGAAAUAAUUUUGAAACGGCUUAAUCUAUCCCCUUUAUUCACAAAAUAGCCUAAUGAUAUGUGAAAUUACACUAAAAACACUUCCUUUCCAUUAUUUCCUUUACGUGAUGACAGUACCUUACCUUUUUAGUAACCUGCAUUUUGACUGAAGAAUUGAAUGGAGACAUGUCAUUACUGAGAUCUGAACCUUUUUGAGAAUUUUCAUUAAAGGCGAUAUAGCUUGUGAGGAAUGAAGGUUAUUUUGUGCAGAAUCAAUAAGCUGUCAUAACCCAUACCCUACACUUUCUGUUUGCUCUUGUUUUGACCAUCAUAUCAGGCAGAGCCUCAGAUUGGUUUUCAUUUAGCAGAAAGACAAACAACAGAAACUUUUAGUUACCAAAGUAAGCCCUUUGUUAAUAAUUGCAGAGGCUGUAAUGGUUUGAACUUGACAGUAUGUGGUAUUUUAGCUGUAUUUGGUAUGAUUACCCUCACAGUUCAAAGAGCUCAAAUUUGCAAGACCAUUCCAAAAUCAAUAGUAAGCACAGUGAUUGUACCUGAAUUGAGUAAUGGUUUAGAAGUCAUACAAAAGUCAAAAUAGCAAGGACACCAGAUACCAGAUAUUGCUGUGUUAAGGGUUGAUUCAUUACUCUGUGAAAACGUAGAUUUGCAGGCAGGGGAGUUGUUGACAGCAAAUAAAUGUUGUAAUGCAGA